Maudiozyma saulgeensis is the source of this 1161-nucleotide messenger RNA. The record is from the annotation of a GenBank genome assembly. Lineage: Eukaryota; Fungi; Ascomycota; Saccharomycetes; Saccharomycetales; Saccharomycetaceae.
AUGGAAUCACUUAUAAGCACUCUCUUCAAAAAAGAAACAAAAACAACAAGAGCAUUUGCAUCACGUUUACAUGGUGCAACUUUAGUAGAAGAGACAGAUACGUUACAAUUAGUUUAUGAUUUAUUUACUUAUUCCGAUGAAACAAAUAUCAAGAGACCGGAUACUUGUUUAGUUAAUUUUAUGUUUCUCCAUGGAAGUGGAAUGAAUAGAACUGUAUGGGAAUAUUAUAUUGCUUAUAUGUCCAAGUAUUUUGACAAUAAUAUAGAAUGGCAAAUUAAUAAAAUUGUUACACUUGAUCAGGUUACACAUGGUGAUUCUGCUGAAAUUAAUAGAAAUAUGCUAGGAACAAAUUUUGAUUGGUCCGAUGGAGCUCGGGAUGCUUGUAAAGUCGCACAAGAAGAAUUUUUGCCAAAACUUUCAACUAAUUGUAUCAAUGUUGUUGUCGGUCAUUCUAUGGGUGGAUUUCAAGCAUUAUCAUGCGGUGUCUUAUCACCUUCACUUUUUGAUCUUAUCAUUGUAAUCGAACCAGUGGUAUACGUACCACAUGUAGAAAAUAAAUUCGAUGUUACGAUUGUUCCACCGAGGUUCUAUGAUGCACUUUGGAAUAAAAUGGAUGAUAAAUUUAAAGAUAUGAAUGAAUUCAAGAAAUUUAUGGAAAGAAGAAGUUUUUAUAAAAAUUCUAAUUCUGAAAUAUUGCAGAGAAUGAUAGAAUUUGAAGCUGUUCGUACACUUGAUGGGACAAUUAGAACAAAAAUUUCACAACAACAAAAUAUCCUUUGUUAUUUAACUUUGGAUCCGACAGCUAAAUGGUUGAUUGGGUCUCUGCCAUUUAUUAGUAGUCCUGUCUAUGGAAUUGUUGGUGGGAAGUCAACUUGGUGUCCUCCACAGAACCAGGAACUCCUAGUGGCUAGAAUACCUAAAUAUCAAAAAGAUGUUAUUCCUAAUGGAGAUCAUUUAGUGAAUCUAGAGGAUCCUAAUGUAUGUUUAUCAAAAAUUGUUGAAUAUGUAAACGAAUAUGUCAAGAAUUCCAAAAUAAAUGGAAGUGAGAUUUCACAAAGUAAGGACAAUGAUAACUAUAGAAAACAAUUGUUUCAAGAACGGUUUAGUGUAUUUAAAAAUGAAAGAGUAAAAGAUGGCCCAAUCAAAUUAGCGAAAUUAUAA